Molecule: messenger RNA, 3069 nt
Organism: Maudiozyma saulgeensis
Lineage: Eukaryota; Fungi; Ascomycota; Saccharomycetes; Saccharomycetales; Saccharomycetaceae
Source: the annotation of a GenBank genome assembly
AUGACGUUAGAUGCGAAACAACCGUCUCAUAUUUUGAAUGAUUCAAAAGUUUUAAGUGAAUUGGACAAUAUUCAUAAUGAUUUGAUUAAUAAAUCAAAGUUAUCUCAAACUAAGAAACCUUAUGGAAAGAGAGUACAUAAAACAAAUCGUACAAAUUUAAUUCAAACAUUAUUGAAUAAUGAUAACUCGAUAUUAGGUAAUUUGGAGAUGAUGGAGUUGUUUAAGAAUGGAUUAAUUAAUACUCAGAGUUAUAAAGAUGAUUCAGAUCUCUUAAUCUCGAUGAAUGAACACCUAUUGAAAUCUUGUAAACAACUGAAAUUAGAAAAUGAAAAAUUGACUGAUCAACUUGCCAAGGUUGGGAAUGAUCAUAAUGAUAAUAAUAAUUGUGAUUCGACAGAGAUUGAUUCCUUGAAGAAACAAUUGAUAGAAUUGAAACAGCAAUUAGAUUCUCCAAGUUUGUUAUAUUUGAUAAAAAUGGCAAAAUUACAAAAUCAAACAAUUUUAUCAGAUAAGGAUUAUAAUGAUAUGUAUUCACUUACUGAAAAUCCACCAUUGAAAUUUUUAACAAAGAAGGCUAAAUUAUUAAAUCAAUUGGUCGUACCAAUCUCUGAAUGUGAAGCUUUGGAAGAAAAAAUUGAAUCUCCAAGUUUAGUAUAUUUGAUUCAAAAGGCAAAACUUCAAGGUUAUACAGUGAUUUCAGAUGCAGAUUAUAAUGAUUUACAAUCUUUGAGUGUUGAACCUUCUUUACAAUCUUUGAAAGAAAAAGCUAUGUCUAAUUAUUCACAAACAUUGAUCUCCAAGAAAACUUUCGAAGAAAUGACUACAAAUAUUGAAUCACCAAGUUUAUUGUAUUUAAUUCAAAAAGCUAAGAUACAAAAAUAUACAAUUAUUUCAGAUGAAGAUUAUGAUACUAUGUAUUCCACUUUAAAACAACCAUCCUUUGAGUUCUUAACACAAAGAGCAAAUGAGAUGGGUCAAGUUGUGAUUCCAAAAUCUGACUUUGAUACUUUGGGCGGUAGCAUUGAAUCUCCAAGUUUAUUAUAUUUGUUACAAAAGGCCAAAUUACAAAAACAAACUAUUAUAUCAGAUAAAGAUUAUAAAGCACUAAUGGAGACCUGUAAUUCUCCUAGUAUGUUGCAUUUAAUUGAGAAGUCUAAAGAACAAGGUUAUGUAGUAAUAUCUGAAAAAGAUUAUUUACCAAUGCACGAAACUGUAGAAUCACCUUCGAUGGAAUUUUUAACUACCAAAGCUGACGCUCUUGGAAAGACCUUGAUCUCAAAGGAUGUAUAUCAAGAAAUGAAAUCUGAUAUUGACUCGCCAUCUUUACUAUAUUUGAUUCAAAAAGCAAAAGAGCAACAGUAUACAAUUAUUUCAGAUGACGAUUAUAACAAAAUGUACUCUACGAAUGAAUCACCAUCUUUGUCAUAUAUUAAGGAAAAAGCAACAUCGUUAGGGCAAGUGGUAACUCCAAGUGAUGAAUAUGAAACAAUGCAGGACACUGUUGCUCAUCCAUCUCUGACUUUCUUAUCAAGCAUGGCUCUAUUGAAAGGUUGUCAAGUUAUUGAAAACGAUUCUUAUAAUCAAUUAAAAGAGGAUGCAUUUGCAAAGGACGCUGUACAGAAAUUACAAGAUGAAUUGGAAGGCCUUCAAAACCAACUAGCUUAUCCCUCUAUUGAAAGGUUAGAAAAAAUAGCGAAAGAUAAUGGAUAUAAAUUAUCAGCUCUGGAAACUCAAGACAAGACAGACGCCACUCCUACUGUAACAACUGAUAUAAGUGAAGAAGAAUUGGCCCAACAAGCUGAUAAACUUGAUUUUGUUGCUAUUUCAAAGGAAACAUUUGCUCAAAUGAACGAGCAAUUAAAAAAUCCUACUCUAAGUAAAGAUCAAAUAAUUGAGCAAGCUAAACAGAAUAAUAUUGAAAUCCAGGAUUUGAUAGUUCAACAUAAAGGAGUUUCAAAUGUUAUGUAUGAUGAGGAUUACGAUAUUACACAAGAAAAUAUAACUGAUGAUGUUACAAAUCUAAGAUCAUCUGCUAAGAAUUACGGUAUGUUAUGUGUCCCAGAAACAUCGUUUGUAGCUACUUCUAGUGAUAUUACCCCUGAUGAGGAUAACGUUGUAUUAUUGCCUAAAUCUUAUUAUAGUAGUUUACUUCAGAAUUCCAAACCUGAUCUGAACGGUGUUAACGAUGAACUUCUCUUGAAAGAAGUGAAAAUUAGAGGAUUACAAAAACCUAUAAUAGAUAAUUUUACUGUAUUUUCAUCUCCAAAUAAUAGUCAAUCAGAUGAAGGACAGUCUACCACACCAUCUUCUAAAAAUUAUACUACACAUGUGUCAACGAAGGUGAAUGUUGGUACCAGUGGAAGGAAUUCCAUUAAUGCCAUGCCUUCAAAUAAUAGUGGUCGUCGUUCUCUAUCCAUUUCCAAUAUUAAUUUAAAAACUCCUAGAAGGGGUAAAGGAGUUAGACAUUCUGCUUCCGUAGAUGGAGCUGUAUCGUUAGCUGCAAUGGCAUCUGUUGGUGAUAGUAAUAAUAUUGUAUCUGCAAUCUCCCAAACUGUUAUUGGUGAGUUUGUAUACAAGUAUUUCAAUAGAUUGGGAUCUUUUGGUGGUGGUGAGACACGUCACAAAAGAUAUAUGUGGAUACAUCCAUACAGUUUAACUCUAUAUUGGUCAGAUAGUAAUCCGGUUGUUGAUGACCCAUGGAAUCGUAAGACAAAAGGUGUUUCUAUCCUUCGUGUGGAAAGUGUGGAUGAUAAUACCACCGGUCCCGCUAAAUUAUAUAACAAGAGCAUUGUGGUGACGACUCGGGAGAAGAAAAUUAAAUUUACUUGUGUUGACAAACAAAGACACGAUGUUUGGUACAAUGCUUUAAAAUAUUUGAUUCAAAGAAAUAUGGAAGGUAUUAAUCUACAAGAUGUAUUUGGAAAUCCAAGCGAUGAAUUAUAUUCUGGUAAUAUUUUGUCGUUACCUUAUGAUGUGCAUCAUAAUACCAAUAAAUCAAUGAUGCAUUCUUCUUUUAUAGGAAGUCGAAGAAGCUCUAGACGUUCUUCUCUCUCAAAGUUUCUACGAUAA